Molecule: messenger RNA, 945 nt
Organism: Saxophila tyrrhenica
Lineage: Eukaryota; Fungi; Ascomycota; Dothideomycetes; Mycosphaerellales; Extremaceae
Exons: 2
Coding region: 1-945 (314 amino acids)
Cellular component (GO): endomembrane system
Molecular function (GO): 1-acylglycerol-3-phosphate O-acyltransferase activity
Source: RefSeq, a predicted model, not a curated record
AUGACCACAACCCUCAGCACCACCGCAUGGAAGGCCUUCCUAGGCCUGCGCUGUGCUGUCUUCCUGACGCCCUGGCUGCUGCACCUCUUCUUCGCCGAUCUCAUCCUGUCCAGUCUGCUCCUCCCCUCAUGGCUGCUGCCGGAUUUGUGCAAUCGGGCAUCAUCUGCCAUCGCAGAGUCAGUCUGGCGAGGCAUCCAGCUGAUCUUCACGCGCAUCAACCGCGCCGACAUCAUCCUGUCGGGCGUGGAGAAGCUGCCGCCGGAUGAGUCGGCCAUUGUGAUCUCCAACCAUGUCGAAUGGACGGAUUUCUACAUGAUACAGGCCCUGGCUCUGCGGUCUGGUAUGCUUGGCAAAUGUAGGUGGUUCGCGAAGCAGCAGCUCAAGUGGGUGCCAUUCCUUGGUUGGGGUCUAUGGGCUAUGGGUAUGCCGCUGGUGAGUAGGAACUGGACGCGCGACCAGCGGGAGAUGGAUCGUGUCUUUCACGGCCCCUUGAAGAGACAGUGGCCUAUAUGGCUCAUCGCAUACAGCGAGGCUACCCGGUACACUCCUGCCAAACGCCUUGAAGCCGAGCGCUGGUGUCACGAGAACGGCAGACGUCUAGGCCAGCACACUCUAUACCCUCGCACGAAAGGCUUCAUCGCCUCGGCGCAAAAGCUACGUGAUGCGAAGCAGAUCAAAGCCGUGUACGAUGUAACGGUCGCAUACGCGAGAAGAAGAGGCGAUGGUUUCGAGUUCCUGCAAGCUCCUACGUUCACGGAGUCAAUCAUGAUACCACGCCUUGGUCAGAAGUGGAAGUUCUAUGCACACGUGGAACGGCAUCCCUUGGAGGACGUCCCCACGGGAGAGGCAGAGCUCACACAAUGGUUGGAGGCACGGUGGGUUGAGAAAGGCGAGCGUCUGGAGGCUCUGCGGCAGAGGCUGCUGAAAGGGCUGGAAUGGGAUUGA